Molecule: messenger RNA, 1125 nt
Organism: Entamoeba invadens IP1
Lineage: Eukaryota; Evosea; Mastigamoebida; Endamoebidae
Exons: 1
Coding region: 1-1125 (374 amino acids)
Source: RefSeq, a predicted model, not a curated record
AUGUCUUCGGAAAUUGGUGUUGUCCUUGCACGAACACUCGCACCUCACACAAUCAACUGUAUUACUGAAACAUUGGUAUUUACUCUUCGCCCACCUGUGUAUACACCAACAUAUAUUGAACUCCAUCACUCAACAAUAGAAGAGUCACUUGAAUGGGUUGACUCAACAUUGUCGACACGUCCUCUUUCUUAUGUCAUUUCAAAUACAUUUCUUCCAAAACAAUUUGAUGGAGAUGUGCAAAGUGAGUCUUUCAAGUUAUCCCAACAAGCCGUAGAAAACAGUGGAUAUGAUCCACUCUAUGCACUUAACUUUGCACGGCGUUACAUCCAAAACUCGGAGAUACAAAAAGGCGGGAAAUUGGCUGCAAUUAAGACCAAAAAUCCAUGCCCGAUAUACACAUAUGAAAGUCUUGUUGCACUGUGGACGCUGUUAAGUAACAAAGAGAAGUUCAUUCACUUGUUGCAAGAAAAUAGAACACACCAGAUCCCCCCACUCAUCACUCUGAAGAUACAGAAAGUCGGAUUUACUGUGAGUGAACUGUGCUCGAAGUACGGCAUCGUCAUGAACGACUUCGACACACUCCCAUCAGACUUCUAUCACCCAAGUAUCAUCCACGGAGUCGUCCACACCUAUCGCGUCAUCAUUAACUCGUUACUUAUAGGACAUUUAAGUGGACACACGAGAGAAGGAAUACUUGCGAUGUGCGGAAGUACCAUCCACGACAUGGCGAGAUAUAAGGAUGGGGUUUGUAAGUCACACGGCGCGGAAGCAGUCAAGACGAAAAUGCCGAUCUUUCUUCCGCGAUUCAAAAGGUACGAGAUAAGUCAGAAGGAGUUGGGAUAUAUUGAAAUCGCAGUGACGAAACACUCGUGCGGAACACCAAAGAAAGAAGAUGAAGACUAUUUUGUGUCGGCGAUGUUGAAAGACGCGGACGCGCUUGAUAGGUGUCGAAUUGGCGAUUUGGAUAUUCAAAAACUGCGGUUUGAAGAAAGUCAAGAGAUUGCGUGGCUGUGCGAAUUUGUCUGCUUAAAAACACUGGAAAUGAAAGAUGUCAGUUUCAAAGAUUUUGUGAAUUUUGUCGAUAAUCUGGAGGUGUGGAAAAAAGACUGGACCUUCGAAGAGUGA